This is a messenger RNA of Lampris incognitus (smalleye Pacific opah), 2033 nucleotides long. RefSeq names its product 4-hydroxyphenylpyruvate dioxygenase a (gene hpda). Gene Ontology annotation, cellular component: Golgi membrane; endoplasmic reticulum membrane. Gene Ontology annotation, molecular function: lactoylglutathione lyase activity; metal ion binding; 4-hydroxyphenylpyruvate dioxygenase activity. Lineage: Eukaryota; Metazoa; Chordata; Actinopteri; Lampriformes; Lampridae. The coding region runs from base 74 to 1261 and encodes 395 amino acids. Gene Ontology annotation, biological process: L-tyrosine catabolic process. The transcript is spliced from 14 exons. The record is from RefSeq and is a predicted model, not a curated record.
CUGAAGAGCAUCAGGCCGCUCAGUGAUUUUGCUCUUUCUCCUGUUGAAUUGCUGCCCAUCCAAAGUCAUAAACAUGACGUCCUACACAGAUAAAAAAGAGAAGCCUGAAAGAGGAAAGUUUGUCAGAUUUCAUCAUGUGACCUUCUGGGUGGGCAAUGCCAAACAGGCAGCCGUGUUCUACUGUGAUAAGAUGGGCUUCGAGCCCAUGGCCUACAAGGGUUUGGAGACGGGCAGCAGAGAAGUGGUGUCCCACGUCAUCAGACAGGACAAGAUAGUCUUCGUAUUUCAGUCUCCCCUGAAUCCAGGAAACGAAGAGUUUGGAGAACACCUGAUGAAACAUGGGGACGGGGUGAAGGACAUUGCUUUCCAAGUGGAAGACUGUGACUACUUGAUCAAGACGGCGAAGGAGCGGGGGGCGGUGGUCGUCAGAGAACCCUGGGUGGAGCAGGACCCCUCCGGGGCCGUCAAGUAUGCCGUCGUUCAAACGUAUGGAGACACGACACAUACGCUCGUGGAGUACCUGGGACCCUACAAAGGUCGGUUUCUACCGGGCUACAAAGAGCCGCUUUUCAGGGACCCUCUGCUACCCAAACUUCCACCCGCAGGUCUGGCCUUCAUCGAUCACGUUGUGGGAAACCAGCCAGAUGAUCAGAUGGUGCCAGUGUCGGACUGGUACCAGAAGUGUUUGAUGUUCCACCGCUUCUGGUCAAUAGAUGACAAGCAGAUCCACACCCAGUACAGCUCCCUCCGCUCCACCGUGAUGACCAACUACGAGGAGACGAUCAAAAUGCCCAUCAACGAGCCCGCGCCUGGGAAGAAGAAGUCACAGAUCCAGGAGUACGUGGAGUACAACGGGGGGGCCGGGGUCCAGCACAUCGCCCUGAACACGCCGGACAUCAUCCCGUCGAUAGUGAACCUGCGAGCCCGCGGGGUAGAGUUCCUCUCAGCUCCGGAUACGUAUUACAAAAGCCUGCGGGAGAAACUCAAGACCGCCAAGAUCCAGGUGAAGGAGGACCUGGACCGUUUACAGGAAUUGAAAAUUUUGGUGGACUUCGACGACAAGGGCUACCUCCUUCAAAUCUUCACCAAACCCGUGCAGGACAGGCCCACCCUUUUCCUGGAGGUCAUCCAGAGGCAAAACCACUUUGGCUUCGGGGCGGGGAACUUCAAGUCUCUAUUUGAGGCUAUCGAGAAGGACCAGGACGCCAGGGGCAACCUCACGGCGCUGACACCGGAGGGACAGCCCAAAGCCUUCUACUGAGCGCUCAGCCUCCCGCCAAGCCAACACUUCACGCGGGUGCGGCUUUCACGGGCCCGGAUCAUCUAGACCACAUUGUACACAUGUUGUUGUAUGCCUAUACAGAUUGUAACAGUCAGCCGGCGUUAUCUGCUCCCAUCAGCCCCUCCCCCCCCGUGCUCUGGUUUGGCCCUUUGCAUAAAAGUCACGGUCGCACACUCUGGCACGCGGGGGGUGGGGGUGGGGUGGGGUGGGGGGGGGGAUAUGCACCGGAGGGCCCGAUACGCCGUCUGACCUACUGCAACGUGCAACUGUGUCACACAUGCAAUAAACAGCUACCCAUCUUCAAACGAGGCCUCGCAGGUCCGACACCCGACACAAAUCUGCAAACAACGCAUCAGCACUCACGGCACCGUCCACCUCUCAUCGCCACCCGCAGAAAUGUACGCGACACACAGAUUUUUAUUUCAAAAUAAUUUAUUUGCAUAUAAUUGGAAUGAAGCCAGGCUGAUACAUCUGUGAUGGCGCUGGUUAGUUUCAUAUAGACACACUCUAUACAGAAACCCCCCGUUCUCAAAACCUGGACAGUAUGGAUAAAUAUAUUAGUAAAUAAAUAUAUUAGUGAUGUGUCACCAUAUUGAAAUGUUCUAUUAUAUAUAAAAUACAACACUAUUUCAUUUCUGUUUUUAUCUUUCUCUUUUUUUGUACACAAAGUAUCCAAAAUAUACUGACACAUCCCAUGACGUUUUGGAGGGACUGUACUCUAUUAGAAAAGGCAGUUUCAGCUCAGUCUUGA